AUGGACAUGAUGGACUAUUAUCGCAAGGAGUUGAAUAUAAAUAUGCUAGACGAAGCAAAAGUUCUAGACGGUGUAAAGAAAAAUCUUCAGAAGGUGGCAGAUGUUAUGUUUGGAUUCGACGCGUCUUGUAGGUUAAAAGCCCAAGAACUUGUUUAUAAUUGGAAGCGUGGCGUACUCUUAGCUCGAAAUAUCCUUAUUUUCUUGAUACGAAAGAUUAAAUGA
Messenger RNA from Paraglomus brasilianum, 222 nucleotides. The record is from the annotation of a GenBank genome assembly. Lineage: Eukaryota; Fungi; Glomeromycota; Glomeromycetes; Paraglomerales; Paraglomeraceae.